UCCCCAUCUCUCUCCUUCCUCGGUCUCGCCGGGCAGGCGGCAGGCGGCCGGCCGGCUGCGGGCCCCCCGACCCCACACCCCGGCAGCAUGAGCUCCUUCGGCUACGAGCCCUACUACGCCUCGGCGUACAAGCGGCGCUAUGCCGGCACCGCGGCCGAGAGCCCACGGGUGCACAUCUCGUCGGUGCGCAGCGGCUACAGCAGCGCCGCGCGCUCGGCCUACUCCAGCUACUCGGCCCCCGCCUCGUCCGCAGCGCUCUCCGUUCGCCGCAGUUACUCGUCCAGCUCGGCGUCGCUGCUGCCCAGCCUGGAGAGCCUGGACCUGAGCCAGGUGGCCGCCAUCAGCAACGACCUCAAGUCCAUCCGCACGCAGGAGAAGGUGCAGCUGCAGGACCUCAACGACCGCUUCGCCAGCUUCAUCGAGCGCGUCCACGAACUGGAGCAGCAGAACAAAGUCCUUGAGGCCGAGCUGCUGGUGCUGCGGCAGAAGCACGCCGAGCCGUCGCGCUUCCGCGCCCUCUACGAGCAGGAGAUCCGGGACCUGCGGCUGGCCGUCGAGGACGCGAGCGCCGAGAAGCAGGCGCUGCAGGGCGAGCGAGACGGCCUCGAGGAGACCCUGCGAGCGCUGCAGGCACGCUACGAAGAGGAGGUGCUGAGCCGCGAGGACGCCGAGGGGCGCCUGAUGGAGGCGCGCAAGGGGGCCGACGAGGCGGCCCUGGCCCGCGCCGAGCUGGAGAAGCGCAUCGACAGUCUGCUCGACGAGAUCGCCUUCCUCAAGAAAGUGCACGAGGAAGAGAUCGCCGAGCUGCAGGCGCAGAUCCAGUACGCGCAGAUCUCCGUGGAGAUGGACGUGUCCGCCAAGCCCGACCUGUCCGCCGCGCUCAAGGACAUCCGCUCGCAGUACGAGAAGCUGGCCGCCAAGAACAUGCAGAACGCCGAGGAGUGGUUCAAGAGCCGCUUCACCGUGCUCACCGAGAGCGCCGCCAAGAACACGGACGCCGUGCGCGCCGCCAAGGAUGAGGUGUCCGAGAGCCGCCGCCUGCUCAAGGCCAAGACGCUGGAGAUCGAGGCGUGCCGCGGCAUGAACGAGGCGCUCGAGAAGCAGCUGCAGGAGCUGGAGGACAAGCAGAACGCAGACAUCAGCGCCCUGCAGGACACAAUUAACAAAUUGGAAAAUGAAUUGAGAACCACCAAGAGUGAGAUGGCUCGAUACUUGAAGGAAUACCAGGAUCUGCUCAACGUGAAGAUGGCUUUGGAUAUUGAAAUUGCAGCCUACAGGAAAUUAUUGGAAGGUGAAGAGACUCGCCUGAGCUUUACCAGCGUUGGAAGUCUAACUAGUGGCUACUCCCAGAGCUCCCAGGUCUUUGGGCGCUCCGCUUAUAGCGGUCUCCAGACCAGCUCAUAUUUGAUGUCUGCCCGUGCCUUCCCCUCAUACUACACCAGUCACGUCCAAGAGGAACAGAUUGAGGUGGAGGAGACCAUUGAGGCAACCAAAGCCGAAGAAGCCAAAGACGAGCCCCCCUCUGAAGGAGAAGGAGAGGCUGAGGAAGAAGAGAAGGAGGAGGGAGAAGAAGAAGAAGGAGGUGAAGAGGAAGAAGGUGCCAAGGAUGAAUCUGAAGACAAAGAAGGUGAGGAAGAAGAAGGUGGUGAAGCUGGAGAGGAAGGUGAGGAAGCUGAAGAGGAGGAAGAGAAGAAGGAAGAUGAUGCUGCUGGAGAAGAAGCCGUAGAGCAGAAGAAGAAAGAUUGAGUUCUCUUUUCCUUGACUAUUUCAGGUUUCCCCCCCAAUCAGGUCAACAAUCCCACCACUACGCAAUCUGUUGAGCACUGAAUGCUGUAAAGAAUAAGAAACCAUAUAUUUACAAAAAAAAAUUAAUUAAUCUGAGAUGACUUAGAUUGAAAGUGAUUGUUAUGCUAAAUGUCUUCCCCUAUGCAAGAGUAUUUGGUGUGCUUCUUGAUAGCUUCCCUGGCUUGCUGCCAGACUGCGCAUGGUACAUGCUUAUGAAUUCUGGGUUGAUGACAGUGUGGAUAAUUCAGACAUUUACAAUUAAAAAAAAAACCAUGAAUAAACAAACUCAUUGAUAUAAAUGUUAAACUUGAUAAAAAUAUAAUUAAUCUUUGGAAACCUUUGGUGGUUAGAAAAUAAUGACCCCAAGUUAUGUGCAAUAAUUAGCAAAUAAAGGCAUCCUGGAACGGCAUCAUAAUCCCUUGUUGUGGCUAUUGUGUGUUAAUUUAAAGAGUUUCAAAUAUGCAUUGAAGCAAAGUGCAGCUGACAAGUGAGGAGCCAGGUUACUGAUCUCAGAAUCUCAUGAUACCGAAAAUAAAAUCAAAUUGUCCCUUUUCUUAAAUAAUACAUUUACCCCCAUUGGUGCUUUCUAAGGAACUCGAAGCUUAAGUUAUCAUUCAGGAAUCUUGCCUAUCCUCCCCCACCCUUUACCUCUCCUUGCCCUACCUCUCUCCCCAUCCCAUAACAUUUCCCCCAUCCUUCUAAAUAUCAUCAGUAAUUAACAGAAAGAAUAAGGCUGAGUGGAUGAGAAAAACAUCCUAAAGUUUGCUCUAGCAAUACCAGUGCAUUGGUCCCAGUACAAAGUCAUAAAAUUGUUGUUCAGAGUAUGGGUUUCGUGGUGAGAUCUGUGGGAAGAAGGACUAAAUGUACCCCACUGAGUAAAUGGGCACAUGAACUAGAGCACCAGUGAGGUCACCAGCGUGAAAUGGGUAGAAAGUACAUCUUAAUACGCUCAACAGCAAAUAGCUUUUUUUUUUCCUUUAAUUGAUCUAAAUGCAACUACAGUGGAGCAGAUGAUAAAAACAGAUCAUUAUCGUUUGUGUAAUCAAGAUGUCUAAAGAUACGGAGAUCAAGAGACAAAUCUCACCCCGAGCCCCUUUACAUCUGGCCUACAAAAUUGCACUAGUGGUGAUUCUGGGUCUACAGCUUAGUUCCUGGACUCUUUGUUGCUGCCCUGAAAUUCUUAGCUUUAAAGCCCCUCAAUUAAAAUUUGAUGCCAAUUGUAAAAGCAACUAUUAUACCUAACAGAGGCAACUAUAUCCAACAUGGGUCUCUUGGAUAUUACUUUGGGGAUCUUAAUUUAGAAAUCUAGAGGUUCAGAGGGAUUCCAACCGGUUAAGAACUUGGUUUAAAUAGAACAUUCAUAGCUGUCCAUGCCUAACAUAUCCUAUGAAAUGCUGAUGCUUGUAUGGUAGCUAACCUGCUGUGGGUUAGUGCAGAAAUUAUCGAUUAUAUGUUUUUCUGCUUCUGUCUUCAAAAGCUGAUUUGUCUGCCGAUUCCCUCCUCCCCAUAUUAUUGUACAAUUAAUGUCGCUUUUGAGGAGGGGGAGUGGGGGAAAAGUCGAUGCUUAUACCUGCAUUUUAUCUGCCUUCAUUUAUAUGCUGCUCUGUGCUUUCACCUUUGAAACUCACUUCUGUCAAAUGUUUUCCAUUAAAAUGGCUAGCAAGCAAAUGCAUUUUCUGUCGUGCUGUGGCUUUGAACCUGAAAGAUCCAUUGUUGACAGACUGCUGCAAAGAUAUCUCUAUGGGUAGAAACUAACCUUUUUGUAUUUUUGGUCUUGGAAAGUAGAUUUGGAGGACUGAGUGCUGUUAAUAGCUAAGUGAUGUUUCAAAAGAAAGGUUAGCCCAAUAGAAAGAGUGGGAUUUGGGAAUUGUUUGAACCAAGUCUGAAACCACACAUUGUAUCACUCCUAUCCACAUCCUGUGUGCCACAAUAAAAAUACAUUAAAGAAAAAAAA
Messenger RNA from Antechinus flavipes (yellow-footed antechinus), 3739 nucleotides. RefSeq names its product neurofilament light chain (gene NEFL). The coding region runs from base 88 to 1746 and encodes 552 amino acids. The record is from RefSeq and is a predicted model, not a curated record. The transcript is spliced from 4 exons. Lineage: Eukaryota; Metazoa; Chordata; Mammalia; Dasyuromorphia; Dasyuridae. Gene Ontology annotation, cellular component: axon; cytoplasm; postsynaptic intermediate filament cytoskeleton. Gene Ontology annotation, biological process: neurofilament bundle assembly. Gene Ontology annotation, molecular function: structural constituent of postsynaptic intermediate filament cytoskeleton.